This is a messenger RNA of Xenopus laevis (African clawed frog), 448 nucleotides long. It is a transcript of the gene polr1d.2.L, whose product is annotated as RNA polymerase I and III subunit D, gene 2 L homeolog. NCBI's taxonomy places the organism in Eukaryota, Metazoa, Chordata, Amphibia, Anura, Pipidae. Gene Ontology annotation, molecular function: DNA-directed RNA polymerase activity; DNA binding; protein dimerization activity. The record is from RefSeq and is marked provisional. Gene Ontology annotation, biological process: transcription elongation by RNA polymerase I; DNA-templated transcription; transcription by RNA polymerase III. Gene Ontology annotation, cellular component: RNA polymerase I complex; nucleus; RNA polymerase III complex.
GAAGACGGCAUGGCUGCUGAGACGGAAAGAAAAACAACUCUGGAGAUGGUCCAGGCCCAAGGCAACGAAGAGUCCUGUGUUACAUUUGUUCUACAUGAAGAAGAUCACACUCUAGGAAACUCCCUUCGCUAUAUGGUUAUGAAAAAUCCUGAGGUUGAGUUCUGUGGUUACAGCAUCACUCAUCCAUCAGAAACCAAGAUUAAUUUCCGUAUCCAGACACGAAAUGGGAUUCCAGCAGUGGAGCCAUUUCGGAGAGGUCUUAAUGAGCUCGUGGAUGUCUGCCAGCAUGUACUUAAUACAUUUGAGACCAGUAUAAAAGAAUACAAAGAACAAAAGGAAGCUGCAAUGGAGUGACCGAUAACUGGACAUGUGUAUAUAACUGUUUUGAAAUAUGAUGUAUUGUCUUGUAACAUAUCUAGCACAUUAAAUAUAUUCUGUUUCUUUUAAA